GAAAAUUUUACUACUAACAGAUACAAAUGUGGGCGGUAGGUAUAAAAAGGUUGACUACCCCUGAUCUAAAGCAUACUAUACAUGUAUCAAAACUGGGGAAGGAAUGCACCUAAAUGCUUUAACUUGUAUGAAGAAUGUAUCAUGAGAAAUUUAACGAGUUCUACAUAUUGUGGCUGGUUCAGAGCGCUUAUGAAAUAAAGCUCAACGAUAGAUUUAAUAUCUAUAUAUUAAAAACGGAGACACAUUGAUACUAGUGGGAUGUUACUAGUAGGGAAUCAGAUCGCUCCUGUUAUUGUGGGGAAAACACCGGAGAGUGGCUUUCUCAAAAUACGGAAUUCAGCAGCACUGCCACCUUUCAACGGGACUUCUGACUGUUUUGAGGGCUGUAGGUUGAAUCUGCUUUAUUUUAGACAAGUAUAGAUUUCCUAGUUCUUAAUCGGUUUUAUUCUGUUUGUUUAGACAGGCUGUAAACUUUUUUCUUUUUAAACUUAGCAUUCUGGAAGAGGCCGAGCGGCUGUCACAAAAAAAACACUAUAAACUCUCGCCUUUCCCCCCAAUUUGAAGGCCUGGACUUGGAAGUCCCUCGCCUGCCUUCCUUCGGGAAAAUCGGUCAUCUUGGAGGCGAAAACCGUGUGCUUAAAAACUUGCUUCUGCAACCUCUGCCCGACCAAAGCUUCGUCCUCUCCAAAUCCUUCUUCGGCACAGGAUACCCGGGACCGCCUGCCCCGGUUCUCUCAGCCUCAACUGUAGCGGUCACCCCGCACCGCUUCGGCGCCCCGCAAUCUCCCGGGCAGCGGCUCUCCUACCACUCGCGUCGUAGUCUCGGUCGCACCAUAGCCCGGCGGCGCUUCCCAAAGGGGAGAGGAAGGGAACCACCGCGCAGGAGGGGAGUCUCCCCUCAGGGCUCUUCGUCGUAAGCCGCGUCGCCACCCCCCCCCCCCCGCCACAGCCUGAUAAUCGGGCGCGUUCCCCCUCCUCCAUCCGUCUAACCUCGACCAAUCGAAAAGAUGCGCACGUGAUAAGUGUUCCCAACGAUGACUUCAUCCCUGGUGUGGGAUGACGUCAAAUUCAAGAUGGAUGGAAUCACGGCGGUGGCGGCGGCGCGCGCGGGUGAAUCGUAAAAGAAGACGGCCGAAGGGGGAAGGAAAGGGUGUGCGCGGAAGAUCACAUGACAUAAAGACUUUGUCAAAUUAAGGAGUAAAUGCAGUCCUGAAUCUAAGAUUUCUCUUGUUUGGAAGUAUUUUCAAGAAGAAGAAGGAAAACAUUUCUGAUAAACUUAAUCAUGGAUGGACUUUUGCAUUAUAUAAAUCCCGCACAUGCUAUUUCUCUUUUAAGUGCUUUAAAUGAACAGCGUCUGAAAGGACAACUUUGUGAUGUUGUUCUCAUAGUAGGAGAUCAAAAAUUUCGAGCUCAUAAAAAUGUUCUAGCUGCCAGCAGUGAAUACUUCCAAUCUCUAUUCGCUAAGAAAGAAAAUGAAUCUCAGUCAGUAUUUCAACUUGAUUUCUGUGAACCAGAUACCUUUGAUAAUGUAUUAAACUACAUUUAUUCAUCUUCUUUGUUUGUUGAGAAAAACAGUCUGGCUGGUGUGCAAGAGGUAGGCUACAGUCUUGGAAUUUCCUUUCUUACUAACAUUGUAUCUAGAAGUCCUCAAGUUCCUUUGCCUGCAUGUCCAAUCAAGAAAAUACUAUUCCAAGAAGAUGAUGAAAGUGCCUCCCAGAAAAGAAGUGUCAUCGUUUGUCAGAGCAAAAAUGAAAUACAGGGGGGAAAGGUUGGUCAAGCCUCCCAUGAUAUAAGCCAUAGUUCUAAUAUUUUGUCAUCAGUUGCUAUCAAAACUAAGUGGUCACAACCAUCAACUGAAUUUCAACACAGCCUAUCACUAAAUGAAAAGAGGUGGUUGAAAGAUAGUUCUUUAAGAUACUCAAAGACCCAUGAAUCUUCAGUUACAAUGGAUGAUCAAAGUAAAAUGAAAAGAAAUGCAAUAUUAUCACAGAAAUCUUUUGUAGAAAAAGAACUGGCAGUUGAUAAACUAGAAGAAAGUGAUCAACUAUUAAGAAGAAAGGCAGAGGAAAUAUCCUUGAAACAGGUUUGUCCACCCGUUGAAUCUGUAUGCGGUUCAUCAGAAGCCACAUUUUUGCUGAAGGAAAGAAACAAAGGAACUAGUUCAGGUGAAGACAGGAAUUUACUAUACUAUUCAAAAUUAGGAUUAGUAAUCCCAUCUAGGAUAGCUGGUCCUGAAAGCCAAACUACUGACAGGAGUGGACCACUUGUAAAAAGUCUUCUUCGAAGGUCAUUGUCAAUGGAUAGUCAAAUUCCUAUAUCUUCACCUUCUAUUGAUUUAAAGCUUUCUCAAAGGUCUUCAGUUGGGAACAAUGCACAAGGAAUAAUGUUGAAUGUAAUAUCACAAAAGUCACCCAUUAAAGAUAUUUCAGAAAUAGCAGCUUCUGUUGAUAAGACACAGAUAAUGCCUCCACAUCGUCUCAGAUCCUUCAGUGCUUCUCAAUCAACAGACAGGGACAUGAAUUCUCAAGAAGUACAAAUUAAAAUGGAACCUAGCAGUCCACUUUCAGAUCCAUCUGAAAUUAUAAGAAUUACAGUGGGAGAUACUUUAUCAUCUGUCAACAAAAAUGACUGUUUUAAGAUUGAAGAUGACCACAGAGAACUCACUAAUUCUCUUAAAGCAGAAGAUAGUGAGCUCAAUAGACUUCCAGCCAAAAGAAGAUUUCAAGCAGACAGAAGGCUACCACUCAAAAAAAUGAAGGUAGCUCAACAUAUUUCCACAGAGUCAGAGGACAAUUUUGAAGAGAAUUUGAAUCCUGUACCCUUUGUUGAUUUUCCAGAUUCUGAUGUUAGCAGAGAUGAAUGUGGUGAAUUGGAGGAAACAAAGCCUAACAAAAAAUUUAAGUGCAAACACUGUCUUAAGAUUUUCCGGUCAACAGCAGGCCUACAUCGUCAUGUCAAUAUGUACCACAAUCCAGAGAAACCAUAUGCUUGUGAUAUUUGUCAUAAGAGAUUUCACACAAACUUCAAAGUUUGGACCCAUUGCCAGACACAACAUGGAAUUGUAAAGAACCCCUCGCCUGCUUCUAGUUCACAUGCUGUCUUAGAUGAAAAAUUCCAGAGGAAAUUAAUUGACAUUGUAAGAGAACGGGAAAUUAAAAAGGCUUUGAUUGUUAAAUUAAGACGUGGAAAACCAGGGUUUCAGGGACAAGCUAGUUCACAAGUUCAACAAGUCAUCAAGAGGAACCUUAGGUCAAGAAAUAGAGGAGCUUACAUUUGUACCUAUUGUGGGAAAGCAUAUCGCUUUUUGUCACAGUUUAAACAGCAUAUAAAAAUGCACCCAGGAGAAAAACUGGUUGGAGGAAAUAAAACUCUUAUUAAACCAAAAGAAGAUAGUCGCAUUGAAAACUCAGUGGAAAACAAAAAAGUUUAUCAGUGUCGUAUUUGUAAUGCUAAACUUUCGUCUCUUACUGAACAAGGAAAUCAUGAGCGGCUGUGCCGGAAAGCAACAGUUUGUGCUUACUGCAGUCUUCUGUUUUCUUCUCCAGAACUGAAGCAUGACCAUGAAGUCACAUGUGAAUAUAAGAAGCUCACUUGCUUGGAGUGUAUGCGAACUUUUAAAUCCUCCUUCAGUAUUUGGCGCCAUCAAGUUGAGGUUCACAAUCAAAAUACUAUGGCUCCAACAGAGAAUUUUUCUUUACCAGUUUUGGAGCACAAUGGUGAAGUAAGUAAUGCUUCAAAACCACAUUAUCAAGCAGAGCCUAACAAAAUUGGCAGCUUUCUUGCAGCUAAAGAAGAUGGUGUGUUUAGUGAUUCCUCAGAGCAAAUCAAUUUUGAUUCAGAAGAUUCCUCAUGCCUUCCUGAAGACCUUAGUGUUUCGAAACAGCUGAAAGUUCAAAUCAAAGAAGAACCUAUGGAUGAUGUAGAAGAGGAGAUAUCUGAAAGCAGCCGGGAACCAAAGGAAGGCAUUGCUAAUAAGGAGACUGGUUUGUGGCCCUGCGAAAAGUGCGGAAAAAUUUUCACUGUACACAAGCAGCUAGAGCGUCAUCAAGAGCUUUUAUGCUCAGUGAAACCCUUUAUUUGCCAUGUGUGUAAUAAGGCUUUUCGAACCAAUUUCCGACUAUGGAGUCAUUUCCAGUCCCAUAUGGCACAAGCUUCGGAAGAACCUUUGCGAAAAGAACCUGAGAUGUGCUCUUCUGCUAAUUCUCCUUCACCACCACCUUUGCCUCCACCCCCUCCGCUACCCAAAAUACAGCCUUUAGAACCUGAUAGUCCUACAAGCCUGUCAGAAACCCCUUCAGGUAGUGAGAAGUUAUUUGUCCCACAGAAGUCUGACACACUUUUUUAUCAUGCUCCACCAUUGUCAGCUAUCACAUUCAAAAGACAGUAUAUGUGCAAACUUUGCCAUAGGACAUUCAAAACUGCAUUUAGUCUUUGGAGCCAUGAACAGACACACAAUUAAAGAAAAAAGUUUGAAAAGAGUGCCUACAGAUAAUUUCAAAUAUCUGUUUAAUUUCUGUGAUGUUUCUGAAAUUGUAUCACUGAAAGUAGAAUAUAUAUAUAUUACGGCAUACACAUGCAAAGGGGAAAAAUCCUCUCAAAAUUAAACUUGAAAUUUGUGAUGCUGUGUUUUGGAUAUAGAAAUGAAAGUAAACUAAAUUUAUCCUUACUAGAGAAAAUUGUGCAAACCUUUUGAUAUUGUGAUUUCAGAUUUCCUAGUUAUAGAAUAUUUGCAUUCAUUAAAUCUGAGUAUAUAUUUCUCAUAA
Molecule: messenger RNA, 4763 nt
Organism: Thamnophis sirtalis
Lineage: Eukaryota; Metazoa; Chordata; Lepidosauria; Squamata; Natricidae
Gene: ZBTB21
Product: zinc finger and BTB domain containing 21
Biological process (GO): regulation of transcription by RNA polymerase II; negative regulation of DNA-templated transcription
Cellular component (GO): nucleus
Molecular function (GO): protein binding; DNA-binding transcription factor activity, RNA polymerase II-specific
Source: RefSeq, a predicted model, not a curated record